AUGUGCUUUAUAGAUUUGGUGGCGACAGCUACUGGAUCUGUCCUUGCGAGGACAGAUCUAGUGAUGGGUUCCGAACUUCUACUAUUGCGAACGAUUCUCGUAAUCGGAAUCCUUUAUAACAUGAAGAAGUACCUGUGUAAGGUUUUGGCUUUCCUGUACACAAACAUCUGGAAGUUGUGUUGUUUGUUGAUAGCUUUACUUUGCGUUAUAUUUUCUCCUUAUGCCUCUAGACAGUUGCGUAACACAAUUCAGCUGACUCAAUUACUGAUUCUAGGAGCAGCUCUAUGGCUGGUGAUUCUUACGGUGCUCUAUCUGUCUAAGAGCUUCAAAACUCAUUCCGUACGAGCUAGUGCGGCACAACUUCCUAGCGAUUUGGCAAUUCGAUUCACGGAUUUUGAAAUGAGAUUGUGGCGGUUGGAGAGGAUAGUCAGAAGUUUAGCAGAGAUGAAUGAUCACAUCAAUGUUAGUGCAGCUCAAGCGGACAAGAAUAUCAGUGACAAUUCCAGAUCUAGUAAGAGAAAAUCCCGUCUGGUGUUUAAAGAAACCUCUGAAAAUGGAGCCCUCACUCAAAUUCCCGAAUCUUCCCUCGGAGGAAUGACAAGAAACCAACAAGAUCCGGUAGAUGAGGACAUGGAUAAUUUGAUAGAAGAAAUUAAUGUGAGCUCUCAACGCAAGACACGAAAACUCACUUAUCAUCGCUGCGAUCAUUGUGGAGCCAUGGUUCCUGAAUCUCAUAAGUGUUGGGUUCUUGAACAAAAGGUGACGUGUUUCAAGUGCGGACAACCUAAUCAUGUGGCUAUGGUCUGCAAAAAUCAACAAGGUGGAAUGUCCGUUAAAUUUAGAGGAGCAUCAAAGGUUGAUUUUGUUCUGAAAGAAAUCGAACGUUUAGUGAAGAUUAAAGAUCUUCUCGUGAAGAACAUGAAUGAUUCAGCUAUCGAGCCAUCGUUUCGAACCCGUCGAGUUGAUCCCACAGAAGGCGAACAUACUGAUACCACUGUUGGAACUUUACCUGCCAGAGCAAGCGAUGCUCCUUUUGCGGAAACGCCGGCGUCGAUCACCAACUAA
Gregarina niphandrodes is the source of this 1065-nucleotide messenger RNA. RefSeq names its product putative transmembrane protein. Bases 1 to 1065 code for a protein of 354 amino acids. Gene Ontology annotation, molecular function: zinc ion binding; nucleic acid binding. The transcript has a single exon. Lineage: Eukaryota; Apicomplexa; Conoidasida; Eugregarinorida; Gregarinidae. The record is from RefSeq and is a predicted model, not a curated record.